AUUGUUAUAAAUCUCAAACCAACCUGUGAGUGUUGUUUCCCUUCAGUCAUGACCUCUCUGCUGAGCUGCACAACAAACCAAGCCUCUCUGACUGUGAGUCCCAGCAGCUCUCAGAUGUUUAAAGGACAGUCUGUCUCUCUGAGCUGUGAGGAGGACGACAGCUCUGCUGGAUGGACUCUGAGGAGGAACACAACCAGAGAAACCAGGACUCAAAGUGGAGCUGAGUGGGGACGAUCAGCUGGUUCAUCCUGUACGAUGGGCUUUUUGGUCCCAAUGGACAGUGGAGUUUACUGGUGUGAGUCCAGAGAGGGAGCAACCAGUAACACCAUCAACAUCACUGUCACUGAUGGUCCAGUGAUCCUGCAGAGUCCUGUCCUCCCUGUGAUGGAGGGACAUGAUGUCACUCUGCACUGUGAAACAGAGACGUCCUCCAACCUCCCAGCUGGUUUCUAUAAAGAUGGCUCCUUCAUCAGGACUGAGCCUGAAGGUCACAUGACCAUCCACCAUGUUUCCAGGUCUGAUGAAGGUCUCUACAAGUGUCACAUCAGCAGUGUUGGAGAGUCUGAACCCAGCUGGGUCACUGUCACAGGAAAACCAAACAUUACUCCUCCUCCAUCGGCCUCCGUGCCCGGUUCUCCCUCUCCUCCUCCUCCUCCUCCUCCUCCUCCCCCGUCGUCCCCUCCGGCUCUCUCAGUGUGGCUGUCUGUUCCAGUCUCCUGUGGUCUCCUGGUGCUGCUGGUUGUACUGGUUGUACUGGUCAUACUGGUGAGACGAUGUGUCCGGAGGAAACUUGAAGAGAUGAAUCCAUCUCCAGUUUAUUCAUCAGUGAGAAGAAGAGAGGACAGGAGUCGUGAAGCAAACAGGACGAGAGAUGCAGUUUAUUCAUCUGUGAGGAGAAGUGAAGACGUCUCUUACGGACAGAUAGAGAUCAGAGCGAACAGGACGAGAGAGUUUCUGCCCGAGCCACAGGUGGUCUACUCCUCGCUGAGGUCCACCUGAGCACCUGAACACCUGUCCGACCUCUGACCUCCAGCUGCUGAGAUGAUUUAUCACAUGUUGUCUCUCUCUGGUGUAAAGUUAUUUAUUU
Centropristis striata (black sea bass) is the source of this 1087-nucleotide messenger RNA. Its product is annotated as Fc receptor-like protein 5. Gene Ontology annotation, biological process: cell surface receptor signaling pathway. Lineage: Eukaryota; Metazoa; Chordata; Actinopteri; Perciformes; Serranidae. The coding region runs from base 49 to 999 and encodes 316 amino acids. The record is from RefSeq and is a predicted model, not a curated record. The transcript has 7 exons. Gene Ontology annotation, molecular function: transmembrane signaling receptor activity.